Messenger RNA from Symbiodinium necroappetens, 1067 nucleotides. Lineage: Eukaryota; Dinophyceae; Suessiales; Symbiodiniaceae. The record is from the annotation of a GenBank genome assembly.
AUGGACGUGACUUGUUCCGGCUCUCCGCGGGAUCUGAAGACGGCCUUGAUGAAGCUGGAAGAGCUGGGAUUCCCUCGCAAGCACGAGCGAGCUUCACAGGAGCACAUGGUGCUCGAAGCGGUGCGGAAGCACCUGGAGCUGCCCCGGCACUGCGUGAAGCCCGCAGAUGUCCAUGUGGACAGUUCGAACUGCAUGCACGUCCAAUAUGCCAUUGAGGUCACAACUUCCGAGCACGAGGAGUUGAGUGAUGCCUCCGAAGCGAUGGCAAAAGGCUUUCAGCUGAAGGAGAGCUUGGAGAUGCCGAAGCUGAAGGAGGCGAUCCUCGAGGAGAUGCUCCGGUUCACCAACGAGAAGGUCAAGCCGGAGAGGCUGAGGAUCCUCCCUGUGGCUGUGAAGCCACUCGGCGACCUCCGCGUUGAGGUCCGCUGGGAGUUUGGCGAGGUCAAGCGCACCGAUAACAAGGAUCACAGCUACUUGGACGGAACCCUCAUCACUUUCGCGGGCCGUUCUCUUCAGGAGAUCAUCGACUAUCGAGGAGCACAUGGGGUGCGUGUCGUUCACAACGGCGUCGUGGACUAUGACGGAGUUUGGGUCGGUCCAGUCGGCGUCAGCGAUGCGGCGGAUGGUGCCAUCAAGCACCAAGGCUUGCUGCUGGAUGAGCUGCCGCGCUCUGGGACGCAAACCUUCGAGGUUCAGCUGGAGCAGCUACCUCCUUCGACCACUGACAUCUUCGUAGUUGUGUCAUCCCCGUCCGGGAAGGAGCUCAGCAAGUACAACAACAUCACCGUGGUCCUCAGCUCCGGACAUCAGGUGUCGACUUGCCUCCUCAAGUCCAAGCCGUCGUCUCCGGGUGUGGUGUUCUGCCGGCUUUUCAAGCAGGGUACGGCAUGGAAGCUGGGAGCUUGCAGGAGUCCGACUAGCAGCGGAUGUCACGACUUCCGUCCUGUGAUCAACAGCCUCCGCGCCAUCCAGGCGCAGACGCACCCGAGCUCCGCCCAGAUCUCUUUGGGGGACGAGUCCAACCGACAAGAGAGAAGGUUUCUGCCGUUGCAGCAGGUCCGCAGCAA